Chinchilla lanigera (long-tailed chinchilla) is the source of this 948-nucleotide messenger RNA. RefSeq names its product olfactory receptor 6C3-like. Gene Ontology annotation, cellular component: membrane. The record is from RefSeq and is a predicted model, not a curated record. Bases 1 to 948 code for a protein of 315 amino acids. Lineage: Eukaryota; Metazoa; Chordata; Mammalia; Rodentia; Chinchillidae. Gene Ontology annotation, biological process: G protein-coupled receptor signaling pathway. The transcript has a single exon. Gene Ontology annotation, molecular function: olfactory receptor activity; G protein-coupled receptor activity.
AUGAGAAACCACACAAUGAUUACCGAGUUUGUACUCUUGGGUAUAUCAGAAGACCCAAAACUUCAGGCUGCCAUUUUUAUCUUUUUAUUUAUAGCUUACAUAUUAAGUAUCGCUGGAAACCUGACCAUUAUUAUUCUCACCUUGUUAGAUUCGCAGUUAAAGACUCCCAUGUACUUCUUCCUCUGGAAUUUCUCCUUCUUGGAAAUCACAUUCAUUGUUUCCAUCCCAAGAUUUUUGUAUUCAAUAAUUACUAAAGUCAAGACCAUUUCCUAUAACAACUGUUUAGCUCAAUUAUUUUUUGUCAUCUCCCUGGGUGUGUCUGAAUUUUAUCUUCUAACUGCUAUGUCCUAUGAUCGCUAUGUGGCCAUCUGCAAGCCUCUGCACUACACCACCAUCAUGAAUGAGAAAAUCUGUAACCUUCUGGUCUUCAGUUCUUAUCUGUCUGGGUUUCUGACUGUUUUCCCACCACUCAUGCUUAUCCUCAAGUUGGAUUUCUGUGCUUCCAAUGUCAUUGAUCACUUCGGUUGUGACUACUUCCCCAUCUUACAGCUGUCAUGCUCAGACACAUGGCUUUUGGAGAUGAUUGGCUUUUACUUCGCCUUUGUCACUCUGCUUUUCACAUUGGCAUUGGUGAUUCUUUCCUACAUAUGCAUCCUGAGUACCAUUGUGAGAAUCCCUUCUGCCACUCAUAGGAAAAAGGCUUUCUCUACCUGCUCCUCUCACAUGAUCGUCAUCUCCAUCUCUUAUGGAAGCUGCAUAUUCAUAUACAUCAAGCCUUCUGCAAAUGAAAGAGUAUCAUUAACCAAUGGGGUAGCUGUUCUCAGUACUUCAGUUGCUCCCAUAUUAAACCCUUUUAUUUACACAUUGAGGAACAAGCAAGUACAACAAGCCUUCAAAAAUUUGACUCAAAAACUAGUGUUUUAUAGAAACAAGUGGAAGUCAUUAUAA